This is a messenger RNA of Penicillium angulare, 384 nucleotides long. RefSeq lists its product as uncharacterized. Gene Ontology annotation, cellular component: cytosol. The transcript has 2 exons. The record is from RefSeq and is a predicted model, not a curated record. Gene Ontology annotation, molecular function: protein-disulfide reductase [NAD(P)H] activity. NCBI's taxonomy places the organism in Eukaryota, Fungi, Ascomycota, Eurotiomycetes, Eurotiales, Aspergillaceae. Bases 1 to 384 code for a protein of 127 amino acids.
AUGCCAGUCAUCAGAGACUUUACCCUCCCAGCCAACGUCGGGCUCCUCGAGUUACCCGAAGGCCCAAACGCAAAGUUUUACGUGGCUUUCUAUUCAGGAAAUGAUGCCACCACCAAGCAGCCAUGGUGCCCCGAUGUCCGUGCCGCUAUUCCUCAUAUCGAGGCUGCCUUUUCCGCACAGGAUGCCCCAACAGUGGCCAUUGUUUCAGUUGGCGAGAAACCCGAAUGGAAAGACCCCAAGAAUGCCUACCGCACCACUUGGAAUGUCCAAAAUAUUCCAGCUUUGUUGCGGGUGGAGCGUGUCGAUGGGAAGGUUUCGCAGACAGGGAAAUUAGUCGAGGGCGAGAUUACAGACCAGGCUAAGCUUGCUGCUUUCCUUGCUUGA